CGAGGUGUUCAUUCACGCGGCGACAGUCUAACGAGUCGGUUGUGUCCGCGCCGUUCCGUAUAUCGUAUUACCCUUGGUCCACAAUCUUGCUUUAAGUAAGCUCUUAUUUAAAGCAAGAUUGUGGACCAGGGGUUAUUCUUUCUUAAUACGCGUUCAUGACAAGUGCGGGAAGUAACCGCGAUCGCUCUCCGCGAUUAAUCAGUGAUCAAUAUCGCCGUGUCGUCGCUGAAUCCUCCAGAUUUACCAUCGAUGCUCAGUUAACCGGCGAGACAGCCAACUGGCAACACUGACCUGCACCUGCCCCGCACUCGAGCCCUGUCGUCCUCUCUCUCUCUCUCACCAACGCCCGAACGUACGCGCGUCUCGCUCCGAGUGGCAGAGGCGAGUGCAAGAGAAACAAACGGACUCGACAACGAGACGAAUUCAAAUACGAGCACAAGAGGGAGGACAACGCGCUCUCCCUCUUUAUGUUUACGAGAGCUGUCGGCUGGAAGACUGACCGGUGUAAAUAAUAUCCUCCGUGACGUUCACACGACGGAUUUGGUGAAUUGUCGCAAAUAAAGAACUUACUCCGUAAAAGCAUAUUGCAACAUUUGCAGAUCCAGCGCGUUUUCCAGUGGCGGAAUCGUCAUGAGAGAGAGUGCAAAUAAUUUCACGUGGACUCGCCAGCUCGAGUGUCCGCCGACAGUGUACAAUGAUUCAGUGAGGAAAAUAUUGUGCAAGGGCGUACUGGAGCUACUCUGGGAGGUCAUUUCCAACUCUGCGUUCCCUGUGGCUGAGGCGUGCGAGAUAAGGAAGGGCCUUCUGCUGUACAAACUGAAACAUGUGUUGAAGGACGCUAAAAUUUCGUCCGUGAGGAAUUUGAAUCAGUUGAGGCUCAAAAGCGACGCACUGGAACAGCAGAUAUCCGCGCUGGAAGAGGAAUACGAGGAGCAGGACUAUACUGUCAGGCAAAAAGUGCACCAUUUGAAGAAUGUGAAGAGCAAGCGGUCGACGACCGGCACGAGGAAGGAUAUGCUCAAACUGAAGUGUAGCGAGACCAGCAAGCAGAUGAAGGACUACAACGACAUGAGGCGAGUGUACCAGCAUUUAAUGCCAAACGCUUCCAAGGACGUGGAUCAGCAGAGACUGAGGCAGGCCCUGGACGUCGUAACGAACCUGCGCCGUUCAGCCGCAGAUAGGAAACAAAUCUGGACAAAGAUGUCGAGUACUCUCGGUGGUAUCGACGUACACACACUGUGGACGCACUUGUGUCAAGCGCUGUCGCAAGAUGUUGACACGUUAAAGAAACUGGAGGCCGAGAGCGACCAGCUCGUCGGUACGAGCGUAGUCGGCGAAAACAAGGACAUUGGUAUCGCGAGAGCGUGUGGCCAGCACAUAGCCAUGGCUUCGAAAUCCAUUCUGUCUAGUACUAAAGCUAACAUGUGCCAAGAACAUUUAGUAGAGUUCAUCCAUCUGAUAGAGUCGUUGUCUAACGAAGACAUGAGUGUGUGGCUGGCUUUGAAAUUGGAAGUGAGAAAGUUGGACACCAACCAGGCGUACCUGCAAAGCGAGAUUCGGAAAUUGAAGGGCAUCAUCCAGGAGAACGCCUCGCACAAUCACGACUUGGCUCGAUUGAAGUCCGACAUAGAGACGAUUGACGCGCAGACGGAGAAAUAUAUCAAGGACAUUCAGCAAUCCAUAGCAAUUUUGAACUCUAUGCCGACGCUGGUAUUUAACCAGAAGGAGAAGCUGCAUUGUGAACUGCAGAAGAUAGUCGCGCUGCAGGCCGACAAUUACGACGCGAGUUGCGUGAACAAGCCGUUGAACAUCGAACUGGAUAUAUUUCACAACACCUUGGAUCUCGGUGCUUUACGGAGCGUAAUGUUGAAGGGAGAUGUGGGACUGUACAGACACGCAGCCCGUGGUCUCGACAAUGUCUCCAUCGCCGCAGUCAAUCCGCAAUGCAAGAGGAUCAAGCCUCACUUCCCAAUAAUACAAAUACCGAUGUACGCCCUCAUAGAAUGCUAUAGAAACGCGAUUACCAAUAUAGUUUACACGAAGCUACAUUGCUCGCCGUCAACUGACGAGCCCGAGUGCGCGGUCAAGUUGGUGCCGUCGCGAGAAAAGUGCAAUUACAAUAGUCUGGAGCUGCUGAAUCUCGCUAAGGACGUUUGCGAUCAGGCGCGCGAGGAGAUCAAGCGCUCCAAUGUUAUCCUGAGUGCUUGGACGAACCAAGAUGUGCAAGAAGCAAUGGCGCUCGACGAAACGACCGUGGACGGCGUGUCCUUUAAGGAUUGGCUGCAGCGUUACACUUUAUUAUUGUACAUGAUACAGAAUAGCAAAUGAUCCACACAUUGUGGUCCUUCGCCGUGUAUCUGUGUACGAUAUUGUUAUAUGCCCGAAGAAUGUUGGCGUGUAUAUAUUAUAUACUUUUCUACCGCAGGGGCAAUGGCUCAGAAGUACACGGGCAUAGUAAAUAGACUUAUAUUUCUCGCAAAAAUACAUCACGUAAUACACGUUAACCAAUCGUAUGAUUAAUAAAUUUCGGUUACAGUACGACGUAAAAA
Molecule: messenger RNA, 2549 nt
Organism: Vollenhovia emeryi
Lineage: Eukaryota; Metazoa; Arthropoda; Insecta; Hymenoptera; Formicidae
Exons: 11
Coding region: 631-2328 (565 amino acids)
Source: RefSeq, a predicted model, not a curated record